UWAAAAUUUUACAAUACUUACAAAUCUUACAUACAAAAAAUUAAAUAAAAAGUACGACUACGUUGUUUGUAAAAAGUCGGUAGGUAUAAUAAUCAAAAUAAUAUUCAUCGUAACAACAAAACACGGAGUCUUAACUACCGAAUACACUUUAAUAUUAACAGGUCCUCACAAUGUCUGAAUAUGAAUCAUUCGGUGGAGGACGUUUGAAAUUAAAAAAUGAUUCUGGAAUAAAGAAAAAAAAGAAGAAGUGUAAAAAUAAAGAUAAAACAGCAGAAAAGUUGAAUAAAGGAUUAGAACAAGAAAAAGUAACCAAGGAAUACCAUGUACCUCCUACUAAAGCUGAAUUGGCCUUCAUGAAACAACAGGAAAAAUUGCAAAAAGAGAAAAUUUUGAAAAUUGCAUCAACAACUCACAAACAAAGAGUCGAAGAAUUUAAUCGCCAUUUAGACAACCUAACUGAACAUUUCGACAUUCCUAAAGUUAGUUGGACGAAAUAGAGAUAUUACAUACUCUUAUAUAUUUAAUUCGUGCUUUAAAAAAAAUUUAAAUAAUGAUUUGUAUUUAAGUUCUUCUCAACA
This is a messenger RNA of Diuraphis noxia (Russian wheat aphid), 578 nucleotides long. Its product is annotated as protein FAM32A-like. The record is from RefSeq and is a predicted model, not a curated record. Gene Ontology annotation, cellular component: nucleolus. Lineage: Eukaryota; Metazoa; Arthropoda; Insecta; Hemiptera; Aphididae.